Molecule: messenger RNA, 4066 nt
Organism: Dromaius novaehollandiae (emu)
Lineage: Eukaryota; Metazoa; Chordata; Aves; Casuariiformes; Dromaiidae
Gene: SHC4
Product: SHC adaptor protein 4
Exons: 12
Coding region: 1073-2968 (631 amino acids)
Biological process (GO): intracellular signal transduction; cell surface receptor protein tyrosine kinase signaling pathway
Cellular component (GO): plasma membrane
Molecular function (GO): receptor tyrosine kinase binding
Source: RefSeq, a predicted model, not a curated record
UUUUUUUUUAAACUCCCUGGCGGUGCGUUACAGACAAAGGGGCUUUUGAUGGAUUUUCAGCGAGCUCUGCCCGGGCUUCCGGAGGCCGCAGCCCGCCGCGCUGCCGGGGCUCGGGGCAGCUCCCCGGCGCCCUGUUUUCGCGGGGCUGCUCGUUUAGCGUAUUUAUGGCGCGUGAGUCAGCGGCGGGCCGGGAUUGGCUGGGAGGCGCCCCCCGGGGGCCGCGGGGCCGCGGCCGCCCCGCGGAGCGCCAUUCACGGGGCUGCCCGCCUGCACGCGCCGAGAGUCAUUCACAAAAACUUCAUUCAUAAAACGGGCGGCGCGGCGGGGCCGGCCACGGGCGAGCAGCGGCGCCGCGGAGCAGCCGCGCCGGGGCCACCGCAGCCGCGGCGCGCCGGGACCCAGCGCCGGGACCCAGCGCCGGGCACUGCAGGAUGCUGCGGAAGGACUUUCCGGCAAGAAUUAGCAAGACUUGCACUGACAGCUGCUGGCUCUGUUCAGAUCAGUAUUUUCCUUGAUUUUUUUUUUUUUUUUUUUCAUGAAUGGAGAACGUGCAAAAUGCAGCAUAGGGGUGUUUCUUCCUUUGGGGCAGCUGAAGCUGGAAAUGCUAAACGCUGGGUGCCUUGCUGGGUUCUUGGUAGUCUGAAAGCGUGUUUGAGAUUCUAGCUGUUUUGCUUUGCUUUGUGUGGAAUACGCUUGAGCUUUCGCUGCAGCCAGGACUACCUGAUUAAUGAUGCAGGCUACAACAGUGAGUCUUAAAAGCUAGCAGUGAUUUAGUGGCUUGCUUGCUUGAGGCAGAAAUGAGCUUAGGUUUGGAUAGCAGCUCUUCAGAUUAAACUGCUGGAGUAUUGCUAUGCUUUCCUAUAUGCUUCUUUUAUUACUGCUUACAAAAUACCAGAUGUCCAUGCAGUUUUAAGCCUCGCGCAUUGAGGAAAAUAAACCACUUGAGAGGCAGUCAGCAAAAAUAUCCAAUAGGUUUCUCUUUUUAAAAUUGUUUGAAUUGCUUAAUUUCCAUAUAAUUUAUCUACAAGAGCCAAUUUAUGCAAGAAUCUCCAGUUACAGAACUGCCAAGGCUAUGAGAGAACGCAACCAGCAGAGCCUCGGUGGACACGUACUGUAUGUAGGGUUAUUUAGGCAUCCAGGAAUGCUGCACAGGGCUAAAUACAGCCGAUUCAGGAAUGAUUCGAUAACAUCACUAGAUGAAGGUACACAAAAUACAUCUUUAAAUAUCAAAGGCUCUUCGUCCUCUUCCCAUUCUUCAACACCUAAUUUACUGACUGAAGAUGUCUCACUGGGGACACAGGACACCUGCACCACCUUGUGCGCUUUGAUACCCCGAAUGGCUAACAUUAAACUCGCCAACCCAUCCAGCCUGCCGGGGCUGAAAAGCUUCUGCCUCGGAACAAAAGAGGUGCCAAGAAUUAAACUCACGGAGUGCGUGACCAUCCCGAACAGCCCAACGUCACCUGAGAUCAGCUGCCUCUCUGCAUCCUACCCGCAGCCCGACCCGGACAAGCAGCUCCUCAGCACCAAGGCUGCCGGUGACGGCGCCCCGUGGGGCUCGGAGGAGGCUGCUCCUGCGGGCAGACCGGACAGGAGCCUCGCACAGAGCGCUGAGCCCGUUGCCGAGACGGGCACGACCUACUGUGUGCGGUACAUGGGCUGUAUCGAAGUGCUGCAGUCAAUGAGGUCCCUGGACUUUGGCACGCGAACACAGGUCACCAGGGAAGCAAUAAGCCGACUGUGUGAAGCUGUAUCAGGUACAAAUGGAGCUAUAAAGAAGCGGAAGCCUCCAGUUAAGUUCCUGUCUUCUGUGCUCGGCAAAAGUAACCUUCAGUUUUCUGGCAUGAGUAUAAAGCUGACCAUUUCAACAAGCAGCCUCACUUUGGUUAAUGUUGACUCGCAGCAGAUUAUUGCCAAUCAUCACAUGCAGUCCAUCUCAUUUGCUUCUGGAGGUGACCCAGAUACAACAGACUAUGUUGCAUAUGUAGCAAAAGAUCCUGUUAAUCAGAGAGCCUGUCACAUCCUGGAAUGCCCCAACGGGAUGGCGCAGGAGGUAAUCCAUACCAUAGGGCAGGCUUUUGAGCUGCGGUUCAAACAGUACCUGAAGAAUCCAUCUAGCCUGGUUACUCCUCACGAAAGUGAGGCAGUGACUACUGAUAGAUCAUCUGGGAACUUGCAGGAGAGGGAGGAUCACGAAUAUUACAACGAAAUUCCAGGGAAAGAGCCUCCCACUGGUGGAGUAUUGGACAUGCGAGUGAAAGUGCAAACAGACCAAAGGGCUAAUUGUCCCACACAGUGCAGAAAGCAGUAUUGUGUGACAGGCAGUCCAACAUUCAUCAAUAUAUAUGAAAAUUGCCCAGAAGAAAACAAAACUGUGGGUAAUGGGGGUGAAAGAGCACAGAAGACAAAAAAAGAUGGAGCAUUGCUGAAGCCUACCUACAGAACAGAUCUUUUUGAUGAUCCAUGUUACAUCAACACACAGACCCUGCACUCCGCAGUGUGUACCGCCCGCGGCACAGCAACAGCACAGACCCACGGGAGCCCACUGCGCCACGCGAAAUUACCGGAAGCUGUUCAGCAGAGUGCUGCAAGCAACACAGCUGGUCUCUGUAUCAUGCCACCAAUAAAACAACAGCUAAAGAAUGAAGACUGUUACCAUGGCAAAUUAAACAGAAAAGCAGCAGAAAGCCUCCUAGUCAACGACGGGGAUUUUUUGGUGCGAGAGAGCACAACAUCACCUGGUCAGUACGUCCUCAGUGGACUUCAGGGAGGGCAGGCAAAGCAUCUCCUGUUGGUGGAUCCUGAGGGCAAGGUAAGAACCAAAGACCAUAUAUUUGAUAGCGUGGGUCAUCUUAUUCAGUAUCACAUGGAAAAUAAUUUGCCAAUCAUCUCUUCUGGAAGUGAAGUGAGCUUGAAACAGCCUGUAAGGAAAGAGAGUAACAUGGGACACACGCAUUACCACAAAUAAUCCCUUGGAUCUCACAAAUCCCAAGACAAUUCAUUUCUGAAACUUCAUUGACUAUUAAGAAACUUUAUAUUAUGAAGCCAAUUAAAAAAAAAUAGACUGCACUUUCUGCUGCUGUUCCAGAAGACUUCUUUUUUGUGUGUGUAUGUAUGAAUAUAUGUAUAUGUGUAUAUCUAUGUAGAUCUAUAGAGAUCAAUAUGCAUAGUUAUAUAGAUAUAUAUAAUCUUAACCUUAACAAAAUUAUACCUUCAGAGUGUGAGAUUCAUUUGUGAAAAGCUAUUUUAGACAUGCACAAAUGUCACUUUCAAGGUCAUACUGAAUCAGUAACUAUUUAAAAGCACAAUUAAACCUUUACAUGCAAAAGCUCACUUGAACGAACUGCUGGAACAUUAGUAUGUGCCUUUUAGCAUAGAAUUAUUGGAAACAAAUACUAUUUAUACUGAAUUAAUUUUGGGUGAUUAAACAAACAUGUCUAAGGUUUUAACUAUUUGCCAAAACAAAUACAAUUUGAAUACUACUAAAAUAUCAUCUGCUUUCGAUAGACACUAAUGAUUUCAUUUUGCUUGUAACAGCACUUUACUAGCAAGUAGUGUUUGAAAUUAAUAGCAUUCACAAUACAGAAAGGUUGUCUGAUUUCUUAAUUGUUUUUUUAUCACUGUCUGCCUACUCAAAGACUUGAGAUUAUGCAACAUUUACAAAGUUGAAAUGAAUAUAUGUAAUAUAAUUUUGGAAUAGAACUUGUUAAAGGACAAGCAUGCUAGAUCCUAAUAUUUUUGUGUCUUGCAUAUGAUUUUACUAUUAUUACCAAUUAAUACUGGAGAUUUCUCUUUCUAAAGGUAGGCUAAAUAUAUUUUCAUUGAUUCCAUAGACCUUUACAAACUAGAGAAGCUGAACAAAACUAAUGAUGCAUUUUGAGAGAAAAUUAUUUAAAAGACUGUUCGAACUCUGCGUGUGCCCUUAUUCAGUGUUCUUUCCAAAAUGAUAUAAGGUUUUCCCUUUCUUCAUGUAGAGUCCAUCUGCUCCUAAACAUGGAAAAAAAAGACUUCUAAAGGAAAUCUAUGAAUUGUUUUGCCACAAUAAAUACUCUAUAAAUAUGAACAA